Polyodon spathula (Mississippi paddlefish) is the source of this 2133-nucleotide messenger RNA. RefSeq names its product glycerol kinase-like. The coding region runs from base 63 to 1751 and encodes 562 amino acids. Gene Ontology annotation, molecular function: glycerol kinase activity. NCBI's taxonomy places the organism in Eukaryota, Metazoa, Chordata, Actinopteri, Acipenseriformes, Polyodontidae. Gene Ontology annotation, cellular component: mitochondrion. The transcript is spliced from 20 exons. Gene Ontology annotation, biological process: glycerol-3-phosphate biosynthetic process; triglyceride metabolic process; glycerol metabolic process. The record is from RefSeq and is a predicted model, not a curated record.
AAGCCGAAACACUGCUGCAUUCCCAGGGUAUCACUAGGACUUGUCUACAAUAUCACUGGAGAAUGGCAGCAUCUGACAGAAUAAUGCUGGGGCCGUUGGUGGGAGCCAUUGACCAGGGGACAAGCUCUACUAGGUUUUUGGUUUUUAAUGCAAAAACAGCAGAAUUAUUGAGUCACCAUCAAGUGGAGAUCAAACAGAAAUUUCCCAAAGAAGGGUGGGUGGAGCAGGACCCCAAGCAGAUCUUGCAAUCUGUCUAUGAGUGCAUGGAAAGGACGUGUGAGAAACUCACCCAGCUUGGUAUUGACAUAUCCAACAUCAAAGCAAUUGGAGUCAGCAAUCAAAGAGAAACAACAGUUGUGUGGGACAAGAUAACUGGAGAACCUCUCUAUAAUGCUAUUGUUUGGCUGGACCUGAGAACUCAAUCCACAGUAGAGCGGCUAAUAAACAGAACACCAGGGAAAAACAAGAACCACCUGAAACACAAGACCGGCCUCCCCAUCAGUACCUACUUCAGUGCUGUGAAGCUUCGAUGGCUCAUGGACAAUGUGGAUGGAGUCAGGAGUGCAGUUCACAGCGGUCGUGCUAUGUUUGGUACCAUUGACUCCUGGCUUAUUUGGAGCUUAACAGGUGCCAAGAAUGGUGGCGUUCACUGCACAGACGUGACCAAUGCAAGCAGGACGAUGCUGUUCAAUGUUCACACGUUAGACUGGGAUCCUGAACUUUGUCAAUUUUUUGACAUUCCAGUGGAAAUUCUUCCAAAAGUGAGAAGUUCCUCUGAAAUAUAUGGCCUAAUCAAAUCUGGUUCUCUCACUGGCGUUCCUAUUUCUGGGUGUUUGGGUGACCAGUCUGCAGCUUUAGUUGGGCAGAUGUGCUUUAAAGAUGGACAAGCAAAAAAUACGUCCUUGAGACCAAGUUUCAUGUUGAUUGCCAUGGGCUGUACCCUCCCAAGGGCAUAUAUAUCCUUCCAAUGUUACAGUGACCCAAUCUGCCCACAAUACACUAGGUAUGGAACUGGUUGCUUUUUGCUUUAUAAUACUGGCCAGAAGCCUGUGAUGUCUGAGCAUGGACUUCUGACAACUGUUGCAUACAAGCUUGGGAGAGACAAGCCUGCCUGUUAUGCAUUAGAGGGAUCUGUGGCUAUAGCAGGAGCUGUGAUACGCUGGCUGAAAGAUAAUCUGGGAAUUAUACAGUCUCCAGAAGAAGUUGAAAAACUAGCUGCUUCUGUGGGCACUUCCUAUGGCUGCUAUUUUGUCCCUGCAUUCUCUGGUCUAUAUGCACCAUACUGGGAACCUAGCGCUAGAGGGAUCAUCUGUGGCCUUACUCAGUUUACUAAUAGAAGUCACAUUGCAUUUGCUGCUUUAGAGGCAGUCUGCUUUCAGACACGAGAGAUUUUGGAUGCUAUGAACAAGGACAGCGGGAUUCCUCUAAAGCAACUGCAGGUAGACGGAGGAAUGACAAACAAUAAGCUACUGAUGCAGCUGCAGGCAGAUAUCCUCUGCAUCCCAGUAGUGAAGCCGUCCAUGCCAGAGACCACAGCCCUCGGUGCAGCUAUGGCAGCAGGAGCUGCUGAAGGGGUCCAGGUGUGGAGUCUGGAGCCUGAAGACCUCACCGCAGUGACCUGCGAGAGAUUUGAGCCACAGAUUAACCCAGAAGAGAGUGAAUUUCGAUACGCCCGGUGGAAGAAAGCUGUAGCUAAGUCUAUGAACUGGGAGACCACGACGCCUUUGAAUUGCAACGGGUUAAAAAAAUAAGCAACGGUUCGAUUUGCUUGUUUUGAAGUCUGCUUUCCAUACGUCAAAGAUCCAGGUUUGCCUCUGCAUGUGAUGGAGCCUUCUGGGAAGAAACAAAACCCAUUCCAAGUUUACAGACCAUCACCAGCCCUCCUUAACAUUUCCCUGCUGCCUUGUUGAAGUGUGUUUGGACUUAAUUAUUGUGUCUUACUUUAUAUUUAUAUUUAAAAUAAAUAAAUACAUAUAUUUUAAAUAAUUUGAUUAAAUGAUUUUGGGACGGUGAUGGCAGAAUACAUUGUUUCCUCGUUUUACAAAUAUUUCUGCUAGUAUUGGAGGUAACUUUACUAUAGAUAUUUAAAAUUAAAAGCUUUCCUGGGUCCUCAUUGAAUCUGAACUGCAGCUU